Molecule: messenger RNA, 2897 nt
Organism: Rhodotorula graminis WP1
Lineage: Eukaryota; Fungi; Basidiomycota; Microbotryomycetes; Sporidiobolales; Sporidiobolaceae
Exons: 6
Coding region: 1-2796 (931 amino acids)
Biological process (GO): mRNA splicing, via spliceosome
Cellular component (GO): catalytic step 2 spliceosome
Molecular function (GO): protein binding; RNA binding
Source: RefSeq, a predicted model, not a curated record
AUGAGCGCACCGCAGAGCCCCUCGAGGGACGCCUCUCAGUCGCCAGCACCGGCAACCGCCUCGCCUCGCAACCCUCGCAAGCGCUCGCCCGCGUCGCGCUCCCCCUCGCCCCCAGCUCGGCGGGCUCGCCCCGCUUCGCCUCCUCCUCCUCCUCCUCCCGCCGCCGACCCCGCCAGCUCCCUCCCGCGCAUCCACGACAAUGACCCGCACCGCCGCCGCGAGCGAGAGCGCCAGAUGCUCGCCCUCCAGCAAGACCCCACCGACGACCACCUCGUCAUCAAGCCCCGUGUCGACCCGGCCCUCGAGGCCAAGCGCAUGGCCAACACGCGCGCCGGCGGCGCCUACAUCCCGCCCCACCGCCUGCGCGCCAUGAUGGCCGAGCAGGGCCAGCAAGACGACGCGUCCGACGAGUACCAGCGCUUGACGUGGGACGCCCUCCGCAAGAGCAUCAACGGCCUCGUCAACAAGGUCAACACGGCCAACAUCAAGCUCAUCGUCCCCGAGCUCUUUGGCGAGAACCUGAUCCGCGGCAAGGGCCUCCUCGUCCGGUCCCUCAUGCGCGCCCAGGCGUCGUCGCUCCCGUUCACGCCCAUCUUUGCGUCCUUGACGGCCAUCGUCAACACCAAGCUCCCCCAAGUCGGCGAGCUCCUCCUCCACCGGUUGAUCCACCAGUUCCGCCGCAGCUUCAAGCGCAACGACAAGCCGACCAUGACGGCGACGACCACCUUUAUCGCCCAGCUCGUCAACCAGCAGGUCGCGCACGAGGUGCUCGCGCUCCAGGUCCUCGUCCUCCUCCUCGAGCGCCCGACCGACGACAGCGUCGAGAUCGCCGUCUCGUUCAUGCGCGAGGUCGGCGCCUUUCUCGCCGAGCACUCUGCGCGCGCCAACAACGGCAUCUUUGACCGGUUCCGCACCAUCCUCAACGAGAGCGACAUCGACAAGCGCGUCCAGUACAUGGUCGAGGUCCUGUUCCAGGUUCGCAAGGACCGCUUCAAGGACAACCCCGUCAUCCCCGAAGGACUCGACCUCGUCGAGGAGGAGGACAUGAUCACGCACCGCAUCUCGCUCGACGACGAGGUCCAGGUCCAGGAAAUGCUCAACGUCUUUAAGGUCGACCCCGAGUACAAGGCCCACGAGGCGGCCUACGCCGAGAUCAAGCACGAGAUCCUCGGCUCGGACGACGAGGAGGGCUCCGGGUCUGGGUCCGAGGGCGACACGGAGCAGGGCGCGAGCGACGACGAGGGCGAGAGCGACGUCGACGACGGCAUCAAGGCCGACGGCACGGUCGACGUGCACGACCAGACGGGCGCCAACGUCGUCAACCUGCGCAGGACCAUCUACCUCACCAUCAUGUCGGCGCUCGACUUUGAGGAGGCGACGCACAAGCUGCUCAAGCUCGACAUUGCCGACGGCCAGGAGAGCGAGCUGUGCAACAUGGUCAUCGAGUGCUGCUCGCAGGAGCGCACCUUCAGCAAGUUCUACGGCCUCAUGGGCGAGCGCUUCUGCAAGCUGCACCAGAAGUGGGCCAUGGCGUUCGAGCAGUGCUUCGCGACCUACUACCAGACGAUCCACCGGUACGAGACGAACCGGCUGCGCAACAUUGCGCGGUUCUUUGGCCACCUCGUCAUGACGGACGCCCUGUCGUGGACCGUGUUCGAGUCGGUCAAGAUGACCGAGGACGACACGACGUCGUCGUCGCGCAUCUUUGUCAAGAUCCUGUUCCAGGAAGUGACCGAGGGCAUGGGCCUCAAGAACCUCGUCGAGCGCUUCAAGGACCCGAGCCUCGAGCACUACCUCGCCAACAUGUUCCCGCUCAACAACCCAAAGGACACGCGCUUCUCGAUCAACUUUUUCACCUCGAUCGGGCUCGGCGCCGUCACCGAGAACAUGCGCGAGCACCUCAAGCGCGCACCGGCCCUCAUGAUGGAGCAACGUCGCCAACUCGAAGCCGCCGGCGCCACCUCGUCCGACUCGGACUCGUCGUCGUCCCUCUCGUCGUCGACCCUGUCCGAGUCGUCCGACUACUCGUCCGACGACUCGCGCCGCCGCCCCUCGUCGCGCCGCCGCGGCAGGUCCCGCUCGCGCUCGGUCGACAGCCGCGACAGCCGCAGUCGCAGCCGGACCCCGACGCGCCGCUCGGCCCGCGCGAGGUCGUACGACAGCCGCAGCCGCAGCAGGAGCCGCAGCCGCACGCCGCCGCGCAGGCGCUACUCGCCCUCGCGCUCGAGGUCCCGCUCGCGGUCGCGGUCGCGCACGCCGCCUCGCGGCGCUCGUCGCGCGCGCUCGCCGUCCCGCAGCCGCAGCCGCAGCCGCAGCCGCACCCGGCCGCCCGCCCCGCCGGCGCGCCGCAGCCGCCGCUCGCCCUCCGACUCGCGCUCGCGCUCGCGCUCGCCGCCGCCUGUGCGGCGAGAUGUCGGCGGCGGCGGCGGCCGAGGGCGCUCGCCGUCGCCGCCGCCGCGCAAUGGCGCAGGAGGAGCGGGAGGAGGAGCGGGAGGAGGAGCGGGAGGAGGAGGCAAGGCGUUCGUGCACCCGGACCGGAUGCGGUUUGCUGGGGGCGACGCAGGGGGAGGGCGGGCGCCGCCGCCGCAUCUCGCUGGAGGAGGUGGAGGCGGCGGAGGGCGAGGGGGAGGAGGAGGAGGGUACGUGCACCCGGACCGGCAGUUUGGCGGGCCACCGCCGCAGAGGGGCGGCGGGUACGGUGGUGGGUACGGCGGUGGAGGAGGGCCGCCGGGCGGCGGAGCGAGGCAGGCGCCGGCCGACGGUGGGUGGGGCAACAGGAGCGGAGGAGGGCGCUGAGUCGAGCUAAGGGACGCGCCGAGGGGCCCGUUCGAGCCAGGGGUUCUCUCUCUCUCUCUCCUUCCGUCGUAUCCUGUACAAACGAUGUGCUUGUCCUCCCC